Messenger RNA from Acipenser ruthenus (sterlet), 5862 nucleotides. Its product is annotated as D-glucuronyl C5-epimerase-like. Gene Ontology annotation, cellular component: Golgi apparatus. Gene Ontology annotation, molecular function: heparosan-N-sulfate-glucuronate 5-epimerase activity. NCBI's taxonomy places the organism in Eukaryota, Metazoa, Chordata, Actinopteri, Acipenseriformes, Acipenseridae. Bases 407 to 2266 code for a protein of 619 amino acids. Gene Ontology annotation, biological process: heparan sulfate proteoglycan biosynthetic process. The record is from RefSeq and is a predicted model, not a curated record. The transcript is spliced from 6 exons.
UCGGGGUUUCUCGCUUUGUAUCGCGGUGGUAAAGUGCAAGCUGGAGUCGUGGGCUUGUACUGUAACGUGUUGUUUCUGUGGGGAUCUGGUUGCAGCUGCAGUCUGGUUUAGAGGACUACAGAGAAGCUACAGAGAGGGGAAGCAAGCACCGAGCACAAGGCCUGCGGAGACUUCACUGUUUUAUCAUCAACCCUGCGACUUCCUGCAAGACACCUUUCUGUGUCUCUGCACACAAGGUUGUGAUCUCCUCGAGCACACGUGAGAAUAAUACUGCUAGCUGAAGAGACUCCUCGCCCAGUCUCUAAGAAAAUGACACCAGGUUACCAGUGAGGAAUGGUGGAUCAGUCGGCAGGAUGAAUUAGCGAUGUUAUAAACUUACUAUUCCAGAUUGGGGUAAACUGUGAAUAUGCGUUGCCUGGCAGCUCGCGUGAACUAUAAGACUCUGAUCAUCAUCUGCGCCAUCUUCACACUCGUGACUGUGCUGCUGUGGAACAAGUGCUCCAGUGACACAGCCAACCGCUUCCCACGAGACCAGAGCCUGCUGGAUAACAGGCUGUGGAGGGAGGGUUUAGAGAAGAGGACAGCUGCCUCGGAGAGCAACAGCCAUGCAAACAACCUCCCCGCGCCAAAGCAGCAGUCGGAGGAAGCUUCGCCCCAGGAACAGCAGAAGGCUCCCCCGGUGGUGGGAGUGGGGAACAGCAACGUUAACAAAGUGCUUGGAAUCAAAUAUGAAGAGAUAGACUGCCUAAUUAACGACGAGAAUACGAUCAAGGGAAGAAGGGAGGGAAACGAGGUCUAUCUUCCUUUCAGCUGGGCCGAGAAGUAUUUCGAAGUGUACGGAAAGAUCGCCCAGUACGACGGCUACGAGAGGUUUGAGUUCUCUCACAGCUACUCCAGAGUCUACGCCCAGCGGGAGCCCUACCACCGGGAUGGGGUGUUCAUGUCCUUCGAGGGGUACAACGUGGAGGUUCGGGACAGAGUGAAGUGCAUCAGUGGAGUGGAAGGAGUUCCUCUGUCCACACAGUGGGGGCCUCAAGGCUACUUCUACCCAAUCCAGAUCGCACAGUAUGGGCUGAGUCACUACAGCAAGAACCUGACGGAGAAGCCCCCGCACAUCGAAGUGUACGAGAGCGCGGAGGACAGCAGGCAGCAGAGCGGCUGGACCGCUCCCAGGGGAUGCACCGUCUCUUCAGUGCAUGACAAAACCAGGUCCAGCACCGUCAAGCACUUCAGUGCACCAGAAGCUUCAGAUGGAGUCUGGCUGCCCCUUGGGAACACAAAAGAUUUCAUCAUCUCGUUCGACCUCCGAUUCGUGACGAACGGAAGCGUUUCCGUGGUCCUCGAGACGACCGAGAAGAACCAGCAGUUUGUUGUCCACUACGUCUCCAACACGCAGCUCAUAGCUUUCAAAGACAGGGACAUCUACUAUGGCAUCGGGGCCAGGACUAGCUGGAGUACUGUCACCAGAGACCUGGUGACAGACCUAAAGAAAGGAGUCGGGCUUUCCAACACCAAGGCUGUCAAGCAGACUAAAAUCACGCCCAAGCGGGUGGUUAAGAUCGUGCUGAAAGGGAAAGGCUUCAUCGAUAACAUCACCAUAUCCACGACCGCCCACAUGGCCGCCUUCUUCGCCGCCAGCGAUUGGCUGGUGAGGAACCAGGACGACCAAGGGGGCUGGCCCAUCAUGGUGACGCGGAAACUCGGGGAGGGCUUCAAGUCGCUGGACCCCGGCUGGUAUUCCGCCAUGGCGCAGGGACAGGCCAUGUCCACGCUGGUUAGAGCCUACUUGCUUACUAAAGAUCCGGUGUACCUCAGUGCCGCUCUCAAGGCAACAGCACCCUACAAACGGCCGUCUGGGCAGCAUGGCGUCAAGGCCGUGUUCAUGAACAAGUAUGACUGGUACGAGGAGUACCCCACCACCCCGAGCUCUUUCGUUUUAAAUGGCUUCAUUUACUCUUUGAUAGGCCUCUACGACCUGAAAGAGACUGCAGGGGAGCCGCUGGGGAGGGAGGCUCAAGUGCUGUACAGCCGGGGCUUGGAGUCCCUCAAAGCCAUGCUGCCGCUGUACGACACGGGCUCCGGCACCAUCUACGACCUUCGGCACUUCAUGCUGGGGACGGCGCCCAACCUGGCGCGCUGGGACUAUCACACCACGCACAUCAACCAGUUGCAGCUGCUGGGCACUGUGGAGGACUCUCCUCUCUUCAAAGACUUUGUCAAGCGCUGGAAGAGCUACAUGAAAGGAGGCAGGGCAAAGCACAACUAGAGCUUUCAACCACAACCCAAGGAGUUUCACUCAUUCAGGCUGCACUGGAUCGGCUACUCCGCUGUUGUGUCCAAUGAACACGCAAAGCCAUUUGAAACUUGUAUACGGAGUUGCUAUUGUUGCUGGCUGUGUGUGUUUGGUUGUUUUUUUUUUUUUUUUUUUUCAGCUAUUCAAAGAGAAUACUGUGUUGGUACCUAUCGAUUUAAGAUUUAGUAACACAUACACACAUACUUGCAUUUAAAUAUAAAUGUCUGUUCCACGUUUUUAAAUGUUUUCUUUUUCCUUGAAUCUCUGUGCUGCGUGUGCAGGCUGUGGUAGAUAUCCACCUCCCUUGAUUUGUGAAUGGGGCAGUGCCGUUGAGUUUGGCUCGUCCUUCUACCCUUGUUUGUGUGGGCGUUUCCUGUUUUAACAGCUGCUCCAGCUUGGGUUCAGGUCUGACCUGCACCAUGUCAAUCAGAAUCGAGCAGGCUUUUCCAGUGAGCCUCCGUUUCAUUUUAGCACCUGCCUCAAAAAAAAUAACAAAGUUAAAAGGAUGUACAGUAGUGCAAAUACGUGUGUUGAUCUUCACUCUGCAAGAGCAUUAAAAAAAAAAUCGACAAACUGUUGGUGACGGGUAGAGAUAUUUAGUAGUUUAUAUCGUAUUUUUUUUUUAGAUUUUAAAAAUAUAUUCCACAUUUAAAACAUGUAUAUUAAAAGGAAAUAUAUAUUUUGUUAGAGGGAAAUCCUGUAGGAUGCUGCAUUGUGAUUUUGAUGUACAGGUUUAAAAUACAAUGGAAAAUACCUUUUUCAGACACGUUCGCUUUGGUACCUGCCAUUUGGCAGAGUUGUGUAUUAAUUAUUAAACCUUUUAGUAAUGAUUCAAUUGCAGAAGUGUGCUGUUGUAAACCAGAAAACCAUGACCCAAUUUCAUGCAUUAUAAUUGUGGGGUUUCUAAAGGGACUGUAAACGUGGAGAAGAGCCUUAUCGGGUUAUUCUGAUCUUUUGAAAUUUGAAAUCUACAAAACUCAAUCAGCACGUGGGUUAAUCACGAUUUCUUUUUGGAAAUAGACUUGCACAGUCCCUCGCUGGCUGUGCUCUAGAAAUUUACUCAGUUUGUUACAGAAGCACAAAGUUACCACUUCCACAAGACCAUAGUAAGAGGCAGUGAUGGUGAAGUUUUAGUUUAAAUUUAAGUUUCCAGACCUAAUCCAUGCAGUUUAAUUCCUAAUAACUGCACCUGCCAUUAAUGUGUCAUUUUAUCUCAUUUACAGUCAAAUAUAGAAAGGAUAAUUAUAUCAUAUGUCCUGGUGCUUAUCCUGCUUAUUAAACAUAAAUUAGCGUACAAUCAUAAGUGAGGUAGAAGGAUCCAUGUGCCUCCACAAUAUUACAGCCUGUGUAUUUGUAAGGUGCACUCCUUGAACAAACUGACUGGUGCAGUUCCUGAGUCAUCGUUUAUAUACUGUAUAAAACUAAACACAACACAUUGUAUGUUGUAGAAACACAGUCCUUCACAAAUUUCACCUCUUUGUAUUGUGACUAUAAACUAAACUAUUUCAGGACAAGUCAAAUGAAAAAGCAAAAAAGUUUUUUGAAUGUUACCAUAAGGUGUGGGUGUGGCUUUUUUUUUGUGGAUUGUAUUUAAAUGUCAUUACAAUGCUACCAACAGCCGAGUAACCUCCUGUUUUAGAAUGCAACCCUGAAGCUGGCAAUGGGUCUACAUCAGAACCAUUGGGGACAUUUUAGUUUGUUUGUUUGUUUUGUGUUGUGUGCAUCUGUGCUACAUUUAUGUCAUGCAAAAGGCUAAAUGAAAAAUAACUAUCGCACUACUUUUUUUUUUAUGGUGUCCAUUAACAGUGGUGAAGGACAUGCUCGUUAUUAUGGGAAGCAGUAAACCCGCUUAACCAUAGUAUAGGUAUUUCUGCAUUAGUCGACCUCUAUUGAACCAGUCCUGCCCAGUGGUGCAACUCGUGCUUUGUCACCUCGUUCUGUAUUGGCCUUAUCUAUCAAAGCUGUUUUGCAUCUUCCUUUUUUUUUUUUUUUUUUUUUUUUUAAAUCAUGCUGUUGCAUGCAAAGCCAGCAAGAAUCAGCUUAUUUGUCCUUUUUAAAUGUAAUUUUUUUUUUUUUUUCCCAUUUGCAAAAAUGGAGCUGGCUGUGAAAGCAUGUUGAGUCAAGUACACAAAACCUGUCGCACUUGCUUUUCAGAGCUUGUCGGGCAACCGUUAACGGCAAGACCCCGUGGCCAGAUCUCUCGAUCUCUUUCUGGAGGGCUUAAAAUGGUUGGGUUGGUGCAUAAAAAUGUUUCUUUUGCUUUUGGCCUAAUGUGUUGUCCAUUUGAUAACACAAUAUUAGGGUCUAUGCUUAUGAAUAUAUAUAUAUAUAUAUAUAUAUAUAAACUCUUUUUUUUUUUUUUCUUUCUGAUGUUUAAACUGGGUCUCUCCAGGUUCACAUUCAUCAGUGUACUACAGACCUUUCUCAGGGCUAAUGUACGCGAGGAGUAGGUAACCCAUCAAAUAGCAGGUUACUUUUAUCAGUUCGGGUUGUGCGUCUUCACACCGGUUAAAUCAGCGUGGGUUUGGUUUAUAUGCUUGGAAACCCUGACUGUCCGGAAACAAAAUAAACACUCACUGCCUACACCUUGGCUCCACACGUUGGGAGACAUUUGUCAAAAAAAAAAAAUGCUUUUCUCAAAUAGCUAUGCAUAAAGUCAUUUUUGUAUUCUUGCUUGCUUCAAAUGAUUACACAACAGUAGAUACGUACAUGAAAAGUGUGUGUACAGAGCUUGUGUGCUGUUAAUACCAAAGUGUUCAAAGCCCAGAUUUCUCUUUAUUUUAAAUAGAUACUGUACUGUACUGCUGAAAGUGAUUGUAUGCUGUUACAUUUACUGUCUGUGCUGACACAUUUCCAGUGGCCUCAUUGUGUGUUCCGUGUACUAGGCAGCUUUGUAAUGCAGUUUUAAUCAUGUGGCUGCAGAUGUAUUCAUGAGGAAUAACUUUUACAAUUUUUACCAACCCUCUGCCACAUAAAUCACCUGCCUUUGCAAAGAAAUACAUGUAUAAAGCGAAUAGGACUGUGCCACUGAUUUGGCCACUUGAUCAUUUCAUCACGAGCUAUACAACUCCAUCUUUUCAUUAAUGAACGCUGGCAACAGUCUCUAAGCGCUAUUGAAAUUGUUUAAGGGGGUUAUAUUUAAAAGAAUGCUCCGAUUUGUUCAUCGUUCCACAUUCUGAACACAUUUGCUUCCUGCAAGCUGUCUGUAGGUUUAGGCAGCACUCAAGCACAAUGGUAGAGCCUUGUGUUGGUGUUCUUCUUUAUGUUCUGGACAAUGUGCAAGACUUUCCCUACAAGCUGCUAUUCUCAUUCAGAUUGUAAUGGUGUUUCUCCCCCCCAACAUGUACAUGUGGAGCUUAAAAUCACAUGUAAUGUAUGCAAUAAAAUGUUUACUGGAUUCCCUCCUAUAGGGGUGUCCUGUAAGGUUGUACAGACUUUGCAAUUUAAGCACAAUGUGCACACUUAACUGUUUUUUUUAUGCAGAAAGUGUUUAUAUAAAAAGUUUAAGUAAAUCUUUGUGGUUUAAAUUGCUUUCCAAAAGUUGUAAAAUAAAUUUAAAAAAAUCUUAA